Thermothielavioides terrestris NRRL 8126 is the source of this 1281-nucleotide messenger RNA. RefSeq lists its product as uncharacterized. NCBI's taxonomy places the organism in Eukaryota, Fungi, Ascomycota, Sordariomycetes, Sordariales, Chaetomiaceae. The transcript has a single exon. The coding region runs from base 158 to 1006 and encodes 282 amino acids. The record is from RefSeq and is a predicted model, not a curated record.
GUCACCCAGGCACCCGGCAGCGAGCUCAACCCCCACCACGACCUCCAGCUGCCAGCCCCUCCUUGGGCACCCUUGAGCCUAAUCGACCGCCAACGCCGGCCGGACCGCACCACCAAACCACCGCACCACCGCACCACCGCAUCGGGGCGUCGCCGUCAUGGGAUCUAACAUCAACCCAGAUGAGAUCCAAGAAUUUAUCCGGCGCCUGAGCCGCAGCGACCUUCCGUAUUCUGACUGGCGCCGUUGGCCGCGCCAGCUGCCGCCGUCGCAGUACCGCGAUGUGCUGUCCCGUUCCGACUAUUCGGACGGCGGCUCGCUCGCAUCCGAGUACGCAACGGGGUCGAUCGCGGGGUCGGAAGCGUCCACCGUAAGGUCCGCCGCUCCGCCCUCCAUAUUCAGCAGCCAAGUCGACGACCGGAGUUCGGUGGGGCAGAGUUCGGCGCCGUCGGUCGGCGUCCCGCAGAUGACGUUCACCCAGCAGUUCGCCAACCCAACCGUCCCUGCCGCACGGCAGGACCGCCAGAUCCUGUGGUGCGAGUUCUGCGAGCUCAAGGGCUGUAACGCGACCUUCCUGCUCGACGACGAAGCGGCCUGGAUUCAGCAUCACGCCCAGCACCUGCAGGACCGGUUCCCCCGGCGCCUCAUGUGCUGGUUCUGCGACCACGUCCCCUUCGUUGCCGCCCACCCUUCGCAUCGCUCCCACAACUUUGUGCUGCGCAUGCAGCACAUCCGAGAGCACAUCUUCAGCGACGACCGCCUGACGAGCGAGGACAUGCGGCCCGACUUCCAUAUCGUCAAGCACCUGUAUGAGCACGGCCUGCUGGACGACGCCAUGUUCAAGCAUGCCAUGGCGUAUGACGAGACCCCAGAGGUGUACCGGCUGUCGGACGACGGACCAACCAGCAGAGCUAUGGGCCAGUUCCACGACCUAGAGAAGGAAAGGCGCGAGCUCAAAAAGCGGCGCAAACAGGAGGCGAAACAGGCCGCAAGAAGCGGCGGGAAAUAAUUGAGGCGUCGAAACACACGCACCUGCUGGCUUGGGCGAUGAUCCCUCGCGAACGCAUCACAUCAUCGUUGCGUUGCGCUGUCAAAGUCCGUUCUGGAAUAUCUGUCCAAUUGAAAGGGAUAGUAUGGAUGAGAUGAGGAGGAGGAGGAGCGUGGUGAGGCAAGAACGCGGUGAAUGGGUGCAGCCCAGUCGAGACACGCUCAGGUCGAAGCGCGUUCAUUGCAACACAACAACGCGUCUGACGACCAGGCGGCAGCGUUGCCCCACCAACGCCC